Cryptomeria japonica (Japanese cedar) is the source of this 3177-nucleotide messenger RNA. RefSeq lists its product as uncharacterized. NCBI's taxonomy places the organism in Eukaryota, Viridiplantae, Streptophyta, Pinopsida, Cupressales, Cupressaceae. The transcript has 3 exons. The record is from RefSeq and is a predicted model, not a curated record. Bases 1 to 3177 code for a protein of 1058 amino acids.
AUGGCUGUUGACAAGUAUUCCGCACCUAAUAAUACGGUUAAAAGACCCCCUCAGAAAGCCUUUAAGGAGAUAGAAGAUGAGUACAUUCUAGAGGUUAUUCCUGUAGGUACCUUGGCGGCUGUUCCAGCUGCUAUGCCAUCCAUGGACAUUGAUUCUUCUAAUGUUAAUUGUGAUAUUGAGGCGUAUCUAAACUCUAACAAGAUCGUUAGUGGUAUUAAUAAAUAUAACCUUCGACAUUGUUCUAACCUGGAAAGAUGGUUGUGUAAUAUCUCUACCUGGAAGAAUCUCCUUCAAACUAUCGGCCAAAAAAGGGCCAAGGAUUACAGAUUUGUUGAAAAACAGUUAAAUACCAAUCUACAAAUUGCUGAGAGUAACAUUCAGGACAAUCCUGCUGACCUCGAUCGGUUAUCUCAUGUUAUGGUUGCUAAAGACGCCCUUAGAAUCCACCAGCAAAUUAAGAUUAGGGGUGCUAAGAUUAGAUCCAGGGCUCAUUGGCUCCAAGUUGGAGACAGAGGGUCAAAAUUUUUCUUUAACCUUCUUAAGCACAAACAUUGUAAAGAAGCUAUAGAUAAGCUCUCAAUAGACAAUCAGGAUGUUUCCGAUCCUUAUGCUAUCUCUAAUGCCUUUGCUGACUUUUACAAAAUCCUGUUCUCUUCGGAAGAUUCGUUGGAGGCUGAAGUCUGUAGGGAUAAGUGUAAAGCUUUAAUUCCUGGCAAGCUUGAUUCUAAAGAUAUCUCUAAUUUAUCUAAAUCCAUCUCCAUUGUUGAGGUUGAGGCUGCGGUUAAAGCCCUUAGCAACGACAAAGCCCCAGGCCCGGACGGUUUUCCGGUGGAAUUUUAUAAGUCUAAUCUAAGCUGGAUUAGUAAGGACCUUCUUGAUCUUUAUAAUGAGGCCAUUUCUAAUGGCUCUCUUGGCCCAGAUAUUAAUCAAGGUAUUAUCAAACUGCUUCCAAAAGAUGGCAACAAGGCUCUUAUCAAAAACUGGAGACCUAUAACCUUGCUUAAUGUCUCCUAUAAAGUUCUUGCGAAGAUUCUUGCUCUUAGAUUAGUCGAUAUCCUGCCUAAGUUCAUUGGUCCCUCCCAAACUGGUUUUAUUAAGGGCAGGUACAUACUGGAGAAUCUUAUCACCAGCUGGGAAGCCAUGGACUGGGCUAAAAAUUCUCACCAGAACACUGCCAUGUUGCUUCUUGAUUUUGAGAAGGCCUAUGACAAAGUCGAAUGGAAAUUUAUUCUGAUGAUGUUGGAAGCAUUUGGCUUUCCUCCUUAUUUUUGUCUUGCUGUUCAAACUCUUCUUAAGGACGCCUCUGCGCAUAUUGAAGUUAAUGGAGUUCUUUCCCCCUCAUUUCCGCUCGGUAGAUCUAUCAGGCAGGGUUGCCCUCUGGCCCCUGCCCUUUUUGUCAUAGCCUCUGAAGCCCUGUACUAUAUCCUCAGAGACUCCUCCUUGUCCCUCGAGGUCAGAGGUAUAUUUCUUCCCAACGAUGAAGAGCUUAUUAAUUGCCAGUUUGCUGAUGAUACGGCUCUGUUUUUUGAGCUUACUAAAAAUAAUUUUAAAAAUCUGCAAGGAAAGCUUGAUGUUUUCUGUUCUGCUUCCGGUGCUCGUAUUUCUCAUGCCAAGUCAAUUUGUCUUGGUUGGGACGAGCACCCCCUGAGUGGUUUGUUAAUUCCGGAUUUCAAUGGGGAGGCCCUAACAAAACUGUCAAAUAUCUUGGUAUCCCCUUUUCUGUGGAGCCUACCCUUAAGAAUAUGUGGCUCUGGAUUAAAGAGAAGAUUCUCAAUAAGCUUAAUAAAUGGCAUAAUAGAACUCUUUCUUUGGCUGGCAGGAUUCAAGUCUGUCAGAAAAUUUUGUCUUCUUACAGUAUUUAUUAUUCUUCAGCUUGGUUGUUCAGUAAUUAUUAGAUUCAAGAAAUUCAAAGUGCCAUCAGAACCUUUCUCUGGUCUGAUGGUAAAGGAAACAAAAAGCAGCAUGCUGUUAAAUGGGCCUGGUUCUGUGGUCUUCAAAUCAAUAUGGAAGGCCUGGGAACAUGUUAGGGAUCAUAUCUCCAACAAGGACUAUUACUUCAAUGAUCAACUCCACGGAGAAAGAUCUAUUUGGUGGAAUUUGGUCAUCAAUGGGAAGCCCCUUGCUUUAUCCCAAGGAUGCUCUGCCAGAUCCUGGGCUAAAAAAGGGAUAAGUCAAUUUGUGGAUUUGUUUGAGGAUGGUCUCCUCCCCUCGUGGGAUACCAUUAAGACCAAAUAUGACAUUCCUGACUCUCAGAAGAAAACUUACAAUAUGAUCCUUCAAGCUGCUAGAGAUCUCCCGUCUUUAUGCCAUGUUGAUUCUCUUAGACAUCUUAAUUGCAAGUGGUCGGGGGGAGUUGUUAUGGCUAGCCUCAAGGCCAAGAACAUCUACUCUGUUAUUAAUCAAACUAAUGAUAUUAUUGUUCAUGUGAACUCUAUCUGGUAUUCUUCCUUUGAUACUAAGAUGUGGAAUAAGUUGUUUCAGUAUUUAUGGAGAAGUCCUAUUGAGCCAAAAAUUAACUGUUUUAAAUGGCUUGUUCUGCUUGAUAAGCUUCCUGUUAAAAGCUUUAAUUCUGAUUCUGACUUGUGUAGCAUUUGUAGACUCCCAGAAACUGGGAGACAUAUUCUUUUCGAUUGUUUAUUUGCUAAAGAAAUUUGGAGUAUGUUUGGUGUUAUCUAUCCUAUUACUGUGAGCAUUCUUGACAUGAUUAUUGGUUAUAUAUCUGGUCUUCCUAAAGAUUCGAAUCUUUUUUGGAAUAUACUGUCCUCUAACAUUCUUUGGCAGAUAUGGAAAUGCAGGAACGAAGAGAAGUACCAAGGUAAGCCAAGGGCUCUUAUUGAGUUUUUCAGGAAACUCACAUAUUUUAAAAUCUUUCUGCAGGUUCAAGUCACCAUGAUGAUAGAGAGAAAGAAGUUGGAAAGAUUUCUCAAGACUGGUCACACGUCCUUCUACUACUAUGAGCUGAAAAAUGGAUACCUUUGGCGGAGAACGUUGGAAGAUCUUCACGCCUUUGACCAAGCUUGUGACAAGCUCAGGAAAGAAAUCAGGAAAAAUGCAAAUCCCAGGAUGGAAGAGCUCUCCUUGCUGUCUCAGGUUCAAGCGCAUAAGAAUAUAAUCUGGAUGGAAGGCCCCCAAGGCUGGACUGCCUGGGUCGAUGAUUUUUAUGAUAUUCUUCACUAG